AUGGGGCCGGAGAAGAAAAAUGAUAUGAAUGUACAGUGCGCAAGAGGUGACGUGCAGUCGGCCCCCCCAAGCAGCCCAGGCGGCGGCUGCGGCCCAGGCGGCUGCGGCGGCGGGCGCGGAGCGCUGGGACCCCAAGGAGCAGAAGACGGCCUGCUGCGCACGCCCGCCUCCGGGAAGGUGGGGGCUGGGAGGCGACCCUCUGCCCCCGCCCCCACCGGGCUCAGAAAGAUGGACUGGCACCAGCUUUGCAUCUGGCUCCAGAGGGAAGCGGAAAGCGAGAGGCGGCUCUCGAAGCUUGCCAACCUUCCUGCGCCAUCAACUUCUCAGGAGUGGCUGGAGAAAGACAAGACUUGAACAGUGCUGGACAGAGCUGAGCAGUGCUGAAGAGUUCAAAAGAUGACACCUUUAGGUACC
Molecule: messenger RNA, 414 nt
Organism: Jaculus jaculus (lesser Egyptian jerboa)
Lineage: Eukaryota; Metazoa; Chordata; Mammalia; Rodentia; Dipodidae
Product: collagen alpha-1(III) chain-like
Exons: 4
Coding region: 1-354 (117 amino acids)
Source: RefSeq, a predicted model, not a curated record